UAGCCCAAGUUCAACUAGCGGGAGGCUAACUUUAGCUUAUUUCCUGGUGGCUCCUAUUAAUGGCAGCCAGUGAAGAGUUAACAGUGGCUGUCUCGUAGAAGCAACAGUCGGAUACAUCACGCUGUCAUGUGUCGAGAAGAUUAAAAGACACAAUUUUACAUGUUCUACUUCAAAUUUUAAUGUGUCGGAAACUUCUCGCUGCAAACUAAAAAAACGAAGCGCUUGGUGAGGCUGUUUGAUUUGACCUGGAUUUUUUUUUUGUCACCAACUGAAUCCCAUAAUCCCAGGGGUUAACUAAGUUAAUCCGAGCUGGCAAAUCCUUUUCACACUUCUCUCAACCACGCUGCCGAGGAAAGCCGAGGAGAAGGAGGAGUGUCCCAGACAGCCCGACUUGCAUCAAUAAAACCGCUUUGACGUGCUGGCCACCAAGUUGCUGCCGUGUUGCUCGGACGUUUCUUCCAUCGAGUGAAAAGGGAAACUUAACUGGUCUGCUCACAUUCACUGCUGCCGGGAAAAUGCCACAAACGCCUCUAAUGACCAAAGCGCAUUGUGCGGGGACUGAUCAAACUGAAAUGGUGAUUUCUCAAGGUGUCAUUGCAGUGGCGCUCCUCUGGGCAUGAAAACAUAACUUUUCACUUAGAAUAAGGAAACGACACGAUGGCACUUUGCGGGAGAAGGAGUCGACCCAAGUUGCUCCUCUGCCUCUUCGGAGCGUCUUUUGUGGGAUAUUUAAUUUUCUUCAGGAACAAUUCCGGGUACAUAGGCGCGACAAAUCGACGACAGGCCCCUGGAGAGGAAGAUGCGGACUAUGAGCAGCAGAGGAAGCCCGUGUACGAGAAGCCUCCGUUGGAUUUAAAUGCCCUGGGAGAAAUGGGGAAAGCUGUCAGGCUGAACCUGGACGGGGAGGAGAAGAGAAAAGAGGAGGAAAGCAUCAAAAAGCACCAGAUAAACAUAUAUGUUAGCGAUAAAGUGUCACUACAUCGCAGGCUGCCAGAGAGAUGGAACCCACUUUGCAGAGAGCUGAAGUAUGACUACCGUUCCCUGCCAUCGACCUCGGUGGUCAUCGCCUUCUACAACGAAGCCUGGUCCACCCUGCUGAGGACAGUGCACAGCGUGCUGGAGACCUCCCCUGACAUCCUGCUGAAAGAGGUGCUGCUGGUGGACGACUACAGCGAGAGAGCUCAUCUAAAGGAGCCAUUGGAAAAAUACAUUUCCAAUUUGAGGAAAGUGCGUCUGAUCCGAGCCACCAAGAGGGAGGGCCUGGUUCGGGCCCGUUUGCUGGGGGCCCGCUACGCCACAGGCGAUGUGCUCACCUUCCUGGACUGUCACUGCGAGUGUCAUGAGGGCUGGCUGGAGCCGCUGCUCUACAGGAUCAAAGAGGAGCCAUCAGCUGUGGUGUGUCCUGUCAUCGAUGUCAUUGACUGGAACACCUUCCAGUACUUAGGCAACUCUGGAGAACCUCAGAUUGGGGGAUUUGAUUGGCGGUUGGUCUUCACCUGGCACACUGUCCCAGAAUAUGAGCAGAAACGCCGUCGCUCACCCAUCGAUGUCAUAAGGUCUCCUACUAUGGCAGGGGGUCUUUUUGCAGUGAGCAAGAAUUACUUUCAUUACCUGGGAACAUACGACACAGGGAUGGAAGUGUGGGGUGGCGAAAAUCUGGAGUUUUCCUUCAGGAUCUGGCAGUGUGGGGGCAGCCUUGAGAUCCACCCAUGCUCCCAUGUGGGUCAUGUGUUCCCCAAAAAGGCGCCAUACUCGAGGAGCAAGGCCCUGGCCAACAGUGUGCGGGCUGCUGAGGUCUGGAUGGAUGAAUACAAAGAGAUGUACUACCAUCGUAACCCCCACGCACGCCUGGAGGCCUUUGGAGAUGUGACGGAGCGGAGGAAGCUUAGAGAGAAGCUGGGCUGUAAGAGCUUCAAGUGGUAUCUGGAAAAUGUCUACCCUGAUAUCCACGUCCCAGAGGAUCGGCCGGGCAUGUUUGGAAUGCUGAAGAACCGAGGCAAAGUCAACUACUGUUUUGACUACAACCCCACAGAUGAGCAUGUGGUGGUGGGCCAAAGGGUCAUCCUCUACCCGUGUCACGGCAUGGGACAGAACCAGUUCUUUGAGUACUCCACGGACGGUGAGAUCCGCUACAACACGAGGGAGCCUGCAGGAUGCAUUGUGGGCGACAACAUUUCUACCUACCUGACCCUUCAGCUGUGUAGAAAACGAGGGCAACACCUACCAGUGGACCAGAAAUUUCUCCUCCGCCAGGAUGGGACCCUGCACCAUGUGAUGAGCCAGAUGUGUGUUGAAGCGGUAGACCAGACGGACAACGGGACGCCAGCCCCGGCCCUCCGACCCUGCUCUGACAGCCUCUUCCAAAAGUGGUUCUUUGAGGAGAGAACAUAGCGGGAUCCACCAAUAAUAUAUUGGUUUUGUUUUAUUCAGGACCCUGCAGCUGAAAACAGACACGGUUGCAUUGAAUUUCAAUGUUUUUUGAUAUUUGUUUGCCUUGCCCUGAAAGGAACUCAAAGGAAGAGGCUUCUGUGUUGCUUCCUCAGCUUUAACCUUUGCACGUUUCUGUGCCGGCUGGAUAUAGUGGACCUAUUGGAAAUCACGUUAACAAGAACUGAAUAAUAAAAUUGUUUUGGGGAUUUUUUUUAUUGCUCAUGGGAUGCUGUGCUGUUGCAAACAACUUGGGAGAUGGGAGCCAACUGGAAUAAACAUGAUGUGAUUUGAGUUUUUUUUCCAUUCAAGACUAAUUUAAGACGUAGUGAUGACGUGUGCAAUUGUGCAUGCUGGCAGUUUUGUGGUUUUUCAUUGGACAGGCUGUACACACUCCACAUACUGCUGCAACCUUUGGGUAAGGGUGAACUUAUAUAGCUCACGUGCUUGAAUAGACACAGUUUAUAUGUAUCGCUGUCACACUCAAAUGCAUGCACACACAAUUACACAUCAGACUGAAACCAAUACUUACUCUCUUAUUACCUCUGUCAGCAGACCCAGAACCAUUUACGAGAUGGUGGCUGGCAUUGGCUGCCAUUACAAUGAUGUUCACAGCCUCUGCAUCAUUCCUGGCAUUUUGUAGUGUUUCAGUCUUCUCCUGUAGAGGGGGCCAAUGCUCCUCUCUGCAGGCUCUUUUCCUCCACUGUGAUCUCUGUUUGUCAAAUGAAAGUGGGACAGUCCUUCAGGUAUUUUAAUAAGAACCUUUUCAGGACGUUUUGAGUGCUGGAUACUCUAACAUACUCAUGGCUUAGUAAAAGCCUUAGAUCAUAGGCAUUAUGCAAGUACCUAGUACCUCUUACACUUAAUCACUAAACUACUGAAAACAGGAGAAACUCCAUUCUUAUUUUAUUCUGCUCUGCUAUUUUUGCUAUUUUGCAAUGCAAACUGAAGAAAAAGCUAGUAGUUUUGUAGUUUUUCUAUUUUUCCAUGUGCUGUCAUUUGCUUCUUGCUUCCAUAUGGUGCCCUUUCAGCAAUAUGCAGCGUCACAAGACUAAAUCAUAGCCAUAUAUAAUGGGUUUACUUCACGCGGUGUCAAUGAUGUUUGUUUUAAAUUAUGUGUUUGUUUUUUUUUUGUUUGUUUUGAACAGGCUAAAUUACUGGAUCUAUUCAUAGCUGUGUUGUUGUGUUGGAUAUUUUGAUUUGAUUUUCUAUUGACUUUAUACAGAUUAGUACAAAUGCAUCAAUAUGGAAUGAAAAAAUUAUAAGGUAUGAAUAGGAACUUUAUUUUACCUGUAAAAAGUGCCUCACCUGAUGCAAAGCCAUCUCAAUAUAAAUCAAGAUACCCCCUCAGGUUACUGAUUAAACCAGUGGUUCUCAAUCUUUUUAGCUCAUGACCCCUUUUGGUGGCUCACCUGAUAGAGCACGUACCACGUAUUCCUAACUGCAGUGGCCUGGGUUCCAAUCUGUCACGAUCAAAGCAGAAAAACCAAAAAAUAAUCUUGAAACAAAGCAAUUCCUACCUUCGACCCCCUGUCACAGGCUGCAUAUGCAGAGUAGUAAACAGCCCACCUAAACAAUGACCACCUGUUUGGAUUGUUUCAUGUGCUUAGUUAUCAGAGGAUGCAUCAUGUUUUAAAACUACUCACAAGAAAACAGAAAAAUUGUAACAUGAUAAAAUAAUCAUUAAUUUUCGUAUUAUUAUUUUCUUUUGCCUCUGUCUUAAUCAUUUUGUGACCACCCCGCCCCCCUCCCCCAAAUCUCCCAGCCCUCAGUGUGAGAACCAUUGGAUUAAAUCAUGAAAAAAUGUUAUGUAUUAGGAAUGUAUGCAUAUUUAUGUAUGUAUAUGUUGACUUGAAGAGACACUAUUGUCUGUGCCUCCCUGCACAGAGUGUGCACAGGCAAGGAGGUGUUAGCUUUGUGGGCAUUUAUUUCACUCCUGUUUCCACCUUGUGUGCUAAUUUGCACACACUACCUCUGUUUUACCAGUCAGAAUCAGCCGGCUCUGGAUCCCUCCAUUCGGCUGAGCUGUGCUCACUGUGUGUGGCUGCCCCCCAGUCAAAGCAGUGGGACUGAGGGACACACAGUGGUGGGGUGGACAGCUGUUGAUGCCUCCAGAGUGCUGGGAUGCCAGAUGGUGGCCUGAUUGAUUCUCUGGUCCUCUCCCAAUUCUUUAUCACCACCUCACAGUGUCUGAGGUGGGCAUUGCAGUUCGAUAGGUGCUGGGAAUUUUCAACCAGGUUGUUUAUAUUCCCCUGGGAUCUAAGAAAGGAAGUUGGGAAUUUGAUAACUUGUAUGCAUGAAGUAACUUCGUGUCAUAUCCAAGCCAAUCAUAUCCUUCCUGGAUGCACUAAAGGAAGGUGAGCACCUGUACACGUGUGCUCAUGAAGUGAUUUCCUGUUUGAUUUGUGAAUUGAAGUCUUCAAGGACACAGUUUUUGACAGCAGAGUAAAGAAUUGUGAGACUGAAUGGAACAAUUUGUGACCUCUUUUAUCAUUAACCUCCACAAGCUGUUGGUCCCCAAGUCUCUAAUGGGCUCUGCUGGAAAUUGACGUUAGUGAAUCAUUGUGUUGAAAUUGAUUUUUGGUAUUGAUUCAGAAUGUAUACCUACAGUAUAAUGAAUGGGAGGAAUUUUUGGGCAGUACCACAAUGGGGGCCAAUACAGAACAGGAAUCCCUAUUUGCCAAGUAUAAUAAUUGUACAGGGAUUUGUAAAGAUGACGUUGGUGUAGGAAUAUAACACCAUAUUUUUUUUUUUCUAUACACAUCACUCCACAUAUAUACAUUCCAGAUUAUUAUUGCAGGGUGCAGUGGAUUGUGCAAUGGUAGGAUGAAAAGUGCAAAACAAGUUCUAAGCAUAAAGCAAAAUGGACAAUGCCUACGGUUAAAGUUUACAACGGGGGACAUGCAGUAUGAGUUUUGGGUAAUAAGCAGAAUGGACGUAACAGAAGCAGGAGGCAGAUUACACCUGGUUCCAUAGGGAAAGGGAAGGCAGCAUCUGUGAAGGGAUUGUAGGGAUGUUUUGGUAAUAAGUCCAAGUGGGGCUAGUUGUGUAGGGUGACCGCUCUUGGGAAGAAGCCCGUUGGGUUGCCAGGUGUUUUUUUGUCUUAAUGGAGCACUGCUGUCUCCCAGAGGAAACUUUUUUGGUACAGUUUGUCAGAAAGAGGCAGUUUUCCAAGUACUGAUGGUUGGUAGCAAUCAUGUAAGACUCUUGUAAAGUGAAUUUCUCUGUUAUCAUUUACGACUGAGGAUUUUGUUUUAGACAGAGAAGGAGCCCCUUUUUUGGUCGUCAUCCGUUCAAAGUUCUAACUCAUAUCUAAAAUCGACCUCUUGAUUCAGUACUCACAUUGCAUAUAUUGGACACAUCAGUUUGCAUCUUAUGCUUGUGAGUGCAGUACAAAUAUUCUACCCUCUUCUUAUUAAAAAGGGUUAUUUAUUGUCCCCUGUGGCCAUCUGUUAUUCCAGGCGUGUCCUACAUAGUAAAACAUUUUUUACUGUGGCAUUAUAUUGUAUGCUAAUUUGAUAUGGUACACGGCUGUAAUAAAAUUGAUAUUCGCCGGUUGGGGAUCAUAUCUUUCUGGCAGGUCGUAGAGGUAGGAUUGUUAUAUCGAGCAGAGCAGUGUUGUAAGUGGUAGCCAUGUCCUGGGGAUCCAGAUGCUGCAUAACUGGAUGGAACACCUGAACCUGCUAAGUGGCUUGUUUUGCCAUCGCCCCUCCCUUAAUGGACUAUGCAGAGCUGUAUUGCCCUUUACAGUAGUGUGGGCAUCUUCUGUUUGCAAUAGUUAACAAAUCCCAACGGAGAUGUUUCAAUUAUUCAGGUUGUGGAAGUGGUUUCAUAGAUAAUUUGCUGGAAAUAAAGACUGUCUGAUGGAUUUUAUGCUGCCAGUAACUAUAGUGGCCUUAAAUUGUCAUCAAGAAAAUGAAGGAUUUAAUUAAGACUUUUUUUUUUUAAUAUAUAUAUAUGCUGGGUCCAUUCAGUGGACUACAUCUGAUGUCAAUGCACAUGUUUACAUAUUGUCAUUUCAACAUCAAACUAAAGUGAAAAUUGUCUUUUUGUCUUCACUUGCACAUUUUGUAUUUUGAUUUCACCAUUUGGUUUUAUCUUUCAGAUAUGUAAACAUUGGCCAGACUAAUAAAAGAAAAAAAAAGCUGACUUCUGA
Myripristis murdjan (pinecone soldierfish) is the source of this 6583-nucleotide messenger RNA. RefSeq names its product UDP-N-acetyl-alpha-D-galactosamine:polypeptide N-acetylgalactosaminyltransferase 12 (gene galnt12). The record is from RefSeq and is a predicted model, not a curated record. NCBI's taxonomy places the organism in Eukaryota, Metazoa, Chordata, Actinopteri, Holocentriformes, Holocentridae. Gene Ontology annotation, biological process: protein O-linked glycosylation. Bases 658 to 2391 code for a protein of 577 amino acids. The transcript is spliced from 10 exons. Gene Ontology annotation, cellular component: Golgi apparatus. Gene Ontology annotation, molecular function: polypeptide N-acetylgalactosaminyltransferase activity.